AUGUCUAACUACCUUAUAAGAAUCUGCAUUAUUUUAAUUAAUUGUAUAUGUAAGGAUACCUUAUUCUAAUUUAGUAACUUGGAGUUGUAAUCAAGGAGAAGUUAAUAUUAAUGGUUAUUGUUUAACUUGUCCACUAAAUUGCAUAAGUUGUUCAAUUGUUUAUCUUUGUGAUAAUUGUAAGCCAGAAUAUUACGUCAUCUCUUCUACGAAGUAAUGUGGUAGCUGUUCAACUGGGUGCCAAAUUUGUAGUGGUAAUAGUGGAUCUUCCUGCUCCAGUUGCUUACCUCAAUAUUAUAAAAGCACAUCUGGUUGUGACUUAUGCCCUGCUUAUUGUGCUACUUGUACAUCUAGUACUGUAUGCUAAACAUGUGUGGAUCACUAUAUACUUAUUGGAAAUACUUGCUCAGUUUGUGAUUCUUCUUGCAAGAAUUGUUAAACGACUACAUCUAGCUGCACAUCAUGUGAUCCUGGCAAAUAUCUUUCUGGUUCUUCGUGUCUUCCUUGCUCAUAUCCAUGUUCUGAGUGUAUCAAUAACUCUAAUUCUUGCUCUGCUUGCAUUGAAAGCAAUAAAACAGCAGUCAAUCAUCAAUGUGUGUGUGAUGAAGGAUAUUAUAUUGAUGGAUCAAAUCAAUGUUAAUUAUGCACAACACCAUGCUCAAAGUGUGAAUAUAAUACCAAUAAUUGUACAGAUUGCGUCUCGACUUUUACAUUAAGUGCUAGUACACAAUAUCAAUGUAUUUGCUCUCCUGGCUAUUUUUAUGUUGAUUCUCAAAUAUGUGAGAAAUGUGUAAGUUCAUGUUUAACUUGUGAAUUGAAUAGGAAUCACUGCUUAACUUGUGUUGAUACUAAUUCAGCUGUCAAUAGUAUAUUUAAAUGUGUUUGCAAUCCAGGUUGGAUUUUAGAUUUUGAUGGUAUUACAUGCAUAUAAUGUUAAUAACCAUGUGUAGAAUGUGUAGGUACAAUUAGUAAAUGUAUUACCUGCUAAGAUUAAUUACAUUAAAAACUUGAUACUUGUGAAUGCGAACCAGGGUGGAUAAAUGAUAUGAAUUAUUUUUGCAUUCCUUGUUCAUCACCAUGUAAGACUUGCUAAAAUUUUACAUUCUAAUGUCUAACAUGUUUGGAUGUUAACCAUGAGCUAAACAACUUAUCCUAAUGUGUUUGUAAAUCUUCCUAUUAUCCUGAUACUCUAACCACAUGUGCCAAAUGUUCAGAGUCUUGCAAAGAAUGUGACCAAAAUGGUUGUAUCAGCUGCAUUGGUGUAGAUCAAAUCAUAGAUCCAAAUAAUAACUGUACUUGUAAUCCUGGUUUUGUUUUAGUAAGUACCUAAUGCAUUCUACAGCUCACUAGAUAUUUUUUAAGGUUAUGCUUUGUCUUUUCAAAAGAUAUAAUUUUAUUCAAUUUUAAAAUUGUACAUUUAAAAAGUUAAUCAUCCAGCCAAAAUUAAUAAACAUCUACUAUCCAAAUCAGUUAGGCUAAUUAUAAUUUUUGUUUCGACUUAUUUAAGAAUAUAUUUCAUAAUCGAGAUGUUGCUCAGGAGUAGAAUUUGUUUAAUUUACUGACCAUUACAUCAUUUAAACAUAAUUUAUUAUUUUUCUAAGAUAGAAAUGACAACCAAAUUAUUUGA
Paramecium octaurelia is the source of this 1624-nucleotide messenger RNA. NCBI's taxonomy places the organism in Eukaryota, Ciliophora, Oligohymenophorea, Peniculida, Parameciidae. The record is from the annotation of a GenBank genome assembly.